AUGGCCACCGAAACGCAAAUUCGACAUUUUGACCCCACAGAAGUCCACCGCUUUGCUCGUGAUGUGCUUGUUGGGAACGGAGUUGAAGCUGAACAAGCCGAAAUUGUUGCCAAAUGCCUUAUUGCGGCUGACCUUCGAGGUAUUGACACGCAUGGUGUGAAUCGAAUUCCUUCCUAUAUGGAGCGCAUACGGCAGGGAGUGCUGGAUGCCAAGGCAGUACCGACCAUUAUUCAGACAACCCCCGUGGUAGCACAGAUCGAUGGACACAACGGUUUCGGAUUCUUGGCAGCUUCGCUAGGUAUUGAACGUGGCAUACAGAUGGCGAAGGAAUUCGGCAUUGGUAUGGUGGCGGUCAAGCACUCGAAUCACUUCGGCAUGUCGGCAUGGAUCUGUCAAAGAGCGAUCGACCAUGAUAUGAUGUCCCUCGUCUUUACCAAUUCUUCGCCUGCUAUGCCAGUAUGGGGUGGAAGGUCGAAGUUAUUAGGAGUAUCUCCGCUGGCGUGUGGUGCUCCAGCGGGUGAGAGCAGGCCGUUUAUUCUAGACAUGGCUCCUAGCAUUGCAGCACGAGGGAAGAUAUACAAAGCAAAGAGGAGAGGUGAGAGGAUUCCCGCAGACUGGGCUCUGGAUGGUGAAGGCUUUCCGACAGAUGAUCCUGCCAAGGCGCUUGAAGGCGUUAUGCUUCCCAUGGGUGGUCCGAAGGGCUCAGCUCUUGCGAUAAUGAUGGAUGUCUUCUCUGGUGUACUGUCAGGAUCAGCAUUUGCUGGCAAUGUUACAGGCCCAUAUGAUCCUUCGAAAGCCGCAGAUGUGGGUCACUUCUUGGUAGUGAUUAAGCCAGACCUAUUCAUGUUAUUAGAAGAGUUCAAGGACAGGAUGGAUUAUCUUUACCAACGCGUUGUGGAUAGCGAAAGGCGGCCGGAUUUUGACCGUAUCUACUUCCCUGGAGAGAUUGAGCAGAUAACUGAGGAGAGGAGGAAGAAAGAAGGCAUUCCUUACGCAGCGGGAGAAGUAGAGACCUUGAAUAAAGAAGCAGAGAAGGUGGGUGUGACAUUGCUCACUGCACGAAGCUCCGAAUGA
Messenger RNA from Lithohypha guttulata, 1074 nucleotides. RefSeq lists its product as uncharacterized. The record is from RefSeq and is a predicted model, not a curated record. Gene Ontology annotation, molecular function: oxidoreductase activity. NCBI's taxonomy places the organism in Eukaryota, Fungi, Ascomycota, Eurotiomycetes, Chaetothyriales, Trichomeriaceae. The coding region runs from base 1 to 1074 and encodes 357 amino acids. The transcript has a single exon.